Messenger RNA from Esox lucius (northern pike), 552 nucleotides. RefSeq names its product ribosomal RNA processing 8. The record is from RefSeq and is a predicted model, not a curated record. Gene Ontology annotation, molecular function: methyltransferase activity. Gene Ontology annotation, biological process: rDNA heterochromatin formation; cellular response to glucose starvation; regulation of transcription by glucose. NCBI's taxonomy places the organism in Eukaryota, Metazoa, Chordata, Actinopteri, Esociformes, Esocidae. Bases 1 to 552 code for a protein of 183 amino acids. Gene Ontology annotation, cellular component: nucleolus; rDNA heterochromatin; chromatin silencing complex. The transcript has 5 exons.
AUGGAGCAAGAGACAAAAGUUUGCCUCAGAGAGCAGGCAAAGACAACGAAAAGAGACUUUACCUACACCCCACACCAAAAGGCAAAAGAGGUCAAGAAAGUGGCUGCUUCAGGAGGCAGAGAGGCAGUACAGAAGGACAGUGGCGAUGUACAGUGUCAAGAGGCUCUGGAGCCUGUGACUAAGAACCAAAAGCAGUCCAGGGAACCUAUAAAAGCAGAAUUCCACGUCUACCACAAAGGCUUCACGGCAAAGGUCAUGCGCUGGCCAGUUAAUCCUGUAGACACCAUCAUCUCCUACAUAUGCCAGAAGCCUGCCUCCAUGGAAGUAGCAGAUUUCGGAUGUGGCGACUGCAAAAUAGCUCUCAGUGUGAAGAACAUAGUGCAUAGUUUGGACAUGGCACCAAUCAGUGACCGUGUCACAGUCUGCGACAUGGCUAAUGUACCCCUCAAGAAUGGCACUGCGGACAUAGCCGUCUUCUGUCUGUCUCUUAUGGGGACCAACCUGGUUGAUUUCCUACUUGAGGCUAACCGUGCGCUGGUGGUAAUGGGGUAA